AUGUCUCCAUUGCAAUUGGCGUCACCUAGUAUGACCCCAACAAAGACUCGCGCACAACCUGCGGCAGUUCUCAACAAAAAGGCACGCAAAAGUCGCGUCGUCUUUGACUUUACCACAGACGAAAUGGCCAAGUACUUUCAUAUGUCACAACGCGAGGCCGCACAGCAACUCGGUGUCGCUACUGUUACCAUUAAACGCAACUGCCGGCGCCUCGGUAUCGUCUGGCCCUACCGCCUCAUGAAAUCCAAGAAGCACGCCAUUAAUUGGUCGGCCAUCUCGCGCGAAGAUGCACAACGGAUCCACCAGGAGCGUGCUCUAGAACAAGCCAAGGCUGGUCGCUCGCCGUUUAGUCGCAGCCACAGUCGUAGCCCGUCGGUUUUUCGUUUAAAUCCUGCUUCUGACGACGAGGCGGCCGCCAAGGUCAUGACCAUGCUAAGUCACUGCAGCAAAAUGAAGCUUACAAAGGCCGGUCGCGCCUUCGCACGGCUACCGCUGGAUUGCAUGGACACCUCUGACUAG
This is a messenger RNA of Peronospora farinosa, 519 nucleotides long. The record is from the annotation of a GenBank genome assembly. Lineage: Eukaryota; Oomycota; Peronosporomycetes; Peronosporales; Peronosporaceae.